This is a messenger RNA of Dromiciops gliroides (monito del monte), 1131 nucleotides long. It is a transcript of the gene CCN6, whose product is annotated as cellular communication network factor 6. Gene Ontology annotation, biological process: signal transduction; cell adhesion. The coding region runs from base 1 to 1131 and encodes 376 amino acids. Gene Ontology annotation, molecular function: integrin binding; heparin binding. The record is from RefSeq and is a predicted model, not a curated record. Gene Ontology annotation, cellular component: extracellular region; extracellular matrix. The transcript is spliced from 5 exons. NCBI's taxonomy places the organism in Eukaryota, Metazoa, Chordata, Mammalia, Microbiotheria, Microbiotheriidae.
AUGAGCAGACCCAGUCUUCUCCCUAUCUCUCACUUUCCCUUGGAGGCUGAACUUAGGAACAUGCAGGGACUGCUCUCCUUCUCUCUUCUCAUCACUUCUUGGGCUUCCCAGUCCUGUUGCAGGGCUCAAGGCAAUGGUCAAGCUCCUGACCGGGAGUCUGAAGCAAAGACAACAGAAGUCGCUGAAGUGCAUGAGAGGAAAGAGUUCUGCCACUGGCCAUGCCAGUGCCCUCGGCAGAAGCCCAGGUGCUCACCUGGGGUGAGCCUGGUAAAGGAUGGCUGUGGGUGCUGUAAAAUCUGUGCCAAGCAGCCUGGAGAUACCUGCAAUGAGGCAGAGGUCUGCGAUCCCCACAAGGGCCUUUACUGUGACUACUCUGCAGACAAGCCUAGGUAUGAGAGAGGAGUGUGUGCAUAUCUUGUAGCUGUAGGAUGUGAACUCAACAGGGUGCAUUAUCACAAUGGCCAAGUUUUUCAACCUAAUCCCCUAUACAAAUGCCUAUGUGUUAGUGGUGCCAUUGGGUGCACACCCUUAUUCAUACCAAAGCAAGUAGACAGUCAAUGCUCUGGCUCCAAAGGUGGGAAAAAGUCUGACCAAUCUUAUUGUAGCUUGAGACUGCUACAACAACAGAUAUCAGCAAGCUACCAGUCAAUGCCAGUUUAUAAGAAUCUCCCGCUUUUCUGGAAGAGGAAAUGCCUUGUGCAGGCCACAACAUGGACACCUUGUUCUAGAACAUGUGGGCUGGGAAUAUCCAAUAGGGUUACCAAUGAAAAUAGUCACUGUGAAAUGAGGAAAGAGAAAAGAUUGUGUUACAUUCAGCCUUGUGACAGUAACAUAUUAAAGGCUGUGAAGAUACCCAAAGGCAAAACAUGCCAGCCUACUUUUCAGCUUUCUAAAAGAGAGAAACUUUCCUUUUCUGGAUGCUCAAGUACUCAGAGCUACAAACCAACUUUCUGUGGAAAAUGCUUGGAUAAGAGAUGCUGCAUUCCUAACAAGUCUAAGAUGAUUACCAUACAAUUUGAUUGCCCAAAUGAAGGGUCAUUUAAGUGGAAGAUGAUGUGGAUCACCUCUUGUGUAUGUCAGAAGACUUGCAGAGAUCCAGGGGAUAUCUUUUCUGAGCUAAAGAUUCUAUAA